AUGAGAAUACAAGUACACUACAAGUUAGUACAAGCUCAGAAACCACCGCGUGGCUAUCCGAGAAAAGGUCCGGUACGAGUUGAGCCGCUCAAAGAUGUAGCAAAUGGCAAUACACAAGGACAAUCUACCACCUCACCGGCCCCAUCACAAUGUAGGUUUUCAACGACGCAAAAAUACCAGAAUAUGAAGAAUUACUUUCGACGGCAGAUAGAAAAAUUGCAUAGAGAAAAUGGUGAGUUUUCGGGGUCUGAAGCAGUCAACAUACUUGAAGAAUAUCUCCAAGCAAACCGCGAGCAGUUUUCUGCUCAUGUGGUGAAAAGAGAAAACGCAGUAAAGGCUCUACCGAGCUGCGUAAGCUCUUGCUCCGCUAAAGCUAUGCUGUAUUUGAAGAAUGGGAAAGCUUUGAACACAAUCAAAGAUGGUCUUAUCGUAAGAGAUGAGUCCUUUGCUCGAUAUCGAAUAUGGGAACUAAGCAAAAGGUGCAAAAAGUGUGAGAUAGUUGAUUACAUGCUAAUGCUUGCUGAUGAGAAGGGACAUUAUCUCGGCUACAAUCCUAAUACGAACCUCAUGUAUCUUGAUCAAGCAAAUCAUUUCAACAGAUUUGGCAAACAAAUUAUACAGACCAUCUUCGAGAAGUUGGCUAAGCAGUUUGUUACACCUCAAGAUAAUGGGACACAUCGUAUUUUGUAAUGCUCUGCUAUGAAAUUUUCUUCAUAUUCCCUUUCAUUUAUAGGAAAGUCUAGACCGUUAAUGUUACUUGAUGGACACUACACAUUUACCGUG
Molecule: messenger RNA, 783 nt
Organism: Cylicocyclus nassatus
Lineage: Eukaryota; Metazoa; Nematoda; Chromadorea; Rhabditida; Strongylidae
Source: the annotation of a GenBank genome assembly